UGGUGAGGCUUAAACCAGCAACGUUCAGCCAGGUCUGUAUCAGGAAAUCAACAUUAAAAUUAGCUUGAACUCGAGCAGGACUUUUCUGGCAGGACUUUGUUUUAGUAGUGUGUGAAAGUUGUCUUGCACUGGCGUGUCUGUAUAUGCUGAUGAGCUGACCUGUGGGACCUGACUGGCUCCAGUGUGGAUGUCUUGCUAAACUUUAGGACGGAGGAGUUUCUGCACUUAUCUCUGAGCUGCAGGAUGUCAGACACUCCCUAAACUCCAGACUAAAAGAAAAAACCAUACAUGUACUGUGUUUGGAGAAAAUGGGACGUUGGUAAAGAACUGAAGGACUGUGAGGUUUAUGACAGAAAAAAGACCUGCAACUGAAUCCUGAAAAAUUCCCAAGCUUAGAUAAGGAACCACGAGAAGAAUCAGAAGCCGGAUUUAUUUUAGAAACUCUGAGAGAUACGAGAUGGAUAAGAAGGAGGAACCCAUGAGUUAUUCAGAAGCUAUAAGCAAGGCUGCCAGUGCAAUCUAUCGUUUUCCUUUAAUAGAGGUGCAGGGCGUCCCCCUCAUGAACUGGAUCACCAACAGCUGGAGCCUGAUUUCAGCCUUCCAACCAGAUCCAUCCGAUUUACUCAUCGCUACCUACCCCAAAGCAGGAACUACCUGGACUCAGGAGAUUGUGGAUCUGCUGCUGCAUGAUGGAGAUGCCGAGGUUUGUAAGCGAGCACCUACUGCUGUACGCAUCCCGUUCCUGGAGAUCCAAUCUCCUCCACCAAUUCCUUCAGGUCUGGACUUACUCAAAACAAUGAAACCUCCAAGAGUCAUCAAGACACACCUGCCCAUACAGCUAGUGCCUAAAGGAUUCUGGGAAAAUAAAUGCAAGGUGAUUUAUGUGGCUCGGAACGCAAAGGACAACCUGGUCAGCUAUUACUACUUUGAUCGAAUGAAUCAGACUCAGCCUGAACCAGGUCCAUGGGACCAAUACAUCCACAAGUUCAUGAGGGGAAAAUUGCCAUGGGGCUCCUGGUACGACCAUGUGAAAGGAUACUGGAGGGAAAAAGAAAACAGGAACAUCCUCUACCUGUUCUUUGAGGACAUAAAAGAGAACCCUCGUCGAGAGAUAUUAAGGAUCAUGCACUACCUGGACUUGUCACUACCUGAUGACAUAAUUAACAAGAUUGUGCAGUUGACAUCUUUUGAAGUGAUGAAGGACAAUCCAAUGGUCAACUACACCUUCAUUCCAAAUACAGUGUUUGACAGUUCCAUCUCUCCCUUCAUGAGAAAAGGCGAGGUUGGAGACUGGAUUAUUCAUUUCACCCCGGCUCAAUCCAAAAUGUUUGAUGAGGACUACACAAGACAAAUGGCGGAUGUGGACAUUCCCUUCCGUACUAGCAUAUAAUUCAGGGACAGAUGAUGAGCGGUUAGCAUCAACAAUGUACGCUGGAUAUACAAUCACAGACGUGAUGUUAUUUGUGAUAUCACAUGACAUCACAUGCUUUAUUUCACCAAAUCAAUAACAGGAAAAAGCAAAGAAACCAAAACAACUAAAAUAUCUAUUAAAGAGAUGUAGUUCCAAAAGUUGCUUUUGCUGUUUAACAAAACAACAUAAACAAAUACAGUGUUAAUUGUUCCUUCAUUUUUCUAAUUACUUAAUUUGCUGCAAUUUCCUUUCGGGGAUCAAUGAAGUUAUCAAUCAAUCAAUUAAUAGAGUAAUGUCAUAUAAGUACAGUAUAAGGGUCUUAAAUAAUAUGUGUAGCCUAAAAUAAAAAAGGAAAUGCAGUGCAUCUUAAACAUCUUAAUCCUCUCAAGGUUUCUUCCUGUAAUUUUAAGGGAGUUUUUCCUUGCCACUGUCGCCCUCGGCUUGCUCAACAAGGUUUUGGUCUGUUGGUCCUAGAUUCUGUAAAGUUGCUUUGAGACAAUGUCUAUUGUAAAAGCGCUAUACAAAUAAAGUUGACUUGACUUGAAACAGCAAGUUUCAGAAAUAUGAAAUCCUGUCUGAUUAUUUUGAUGAAAUAAAAUCUGGACACCCCUGUU
Messenger RNA from Trichomycterus rosablanca, 2025 nucleotides. RefSeq names its product sulfotransferase 1C1-like. The transcript is spliced from 7 exons. Gene Ontology annotation, molecular function: sulfotransferase activity. Gene Ontology annotation, biological process: sulfation. The record is from RefSeq and is a predicted model, not a curated record. Bases 458 to 1390 code for a protein of 310 amino acids. Gene Ontology annotation, cellular component: cytoplasm. Lineage: Eukaryota; Metazoa; Chordata; Actinopteri; Siluriformes; Trichomycteridae.